AUGGCACAGCGUCCAGAGCCUACCGUGAUGCAGAAUCACCGUGGAGAGCGGGUUAUGCCACUUCCGUACCGCAUGAUACCCCAGAUCAAAGUCAAGUCACGCAAGCUUUCGGUUAUGGAGGGUGACAAUGAGCACGUGAAACUGACAAAAAAACAACGCAAUGAGUAUAAUCUCGAACCAGAGCUUGAGUCUGCCACUGAUGGUAUGAAACGUCAGAGUGCGGAAAGAAUCACUCCUUUUGAUCUCCAUCUUCAAGCGGUGUAUGAAGGAAAUGCAGAGGAUGGAGUGCAUUUUUUCGAAUCACAUGGCUACUAUGAUAUAAGUGAUGCAAAUACCGUGGAAAUGUUCCGUCAGAACUUUGGGUUAAGAAAAGGAUUUUGGCUGAACAUGGAGAAUGAAAACAAAGACAUUUCGUGCAAUAUUCUUGUUCCUGCAGUCUAUCCAUUUGGCUCGCAACACGAGAUUAUGAGUUCAAGAAAUUUAUUGCAUCGGGAACGUACCGAUUCUGGCAGGUUUACACUUUUGGACGAUGAAGGAAAUGAAGUGGAUGAAGAUACAUUGUGGGAAAUGCAACGCGAAGAUCGUCUUAAAGCGAAAAGCUUGGAACUGGACGAUGAUGACCUUGCGGAACUUGCACAUGAUGAAAUGGUCAUGGUACAAGCGAUCACAUUUAUUCGGUCAGAGAAGAUUCAGUUGCAACAGUUUUUGUUACAAGCUUUUCAGGACGAACAAGCUCGUGCAGUCCAAUUGAAAAGUCCCGCGAUACGACCAUCCUUACAGAUGGAAGUACCACGAUCCAUGACGCCAACUAAUCUCGACUUGCCGCCGUAUUGUGGCUAUGUGAACCUACUCAAAGACUCGAUUCCAUUUUUAAUGCGUAGCUGGCACAAACGUUGGUUCUAUUUGGACUUUCAAGCGGGGCUUGUACUUAUCUACAAACGUAGCUAUUGGAAGAGUCCACGUGGAAUGAUUGACUUACGUAACGUGGCUCACAUUGAAAAAAUGAGUCAAAGCGAUUUUCGAAUUGAAUUUCUCGACUCAGGCUCGAAUGCGCCUGCUAUGAUGCUCAUGCGUUCAAAAACGCCAGAAGAGUUAGACUUGUGGGUAAAUCUGCUGCGUUUUGCCAAGCAGAUAUCGCAUGGAGUGCCAUGUCUUACAACAUCUAUGAUGGACAAUACCAAGGCGCUUAUGAAGAAGAGUAACAAAAAGACCCAGAUUGACGUUUUGGCGCAACUAUUACAGGUAUCAGCUAAUAAUGCGCCGUCGAGUCACCUCCGUGCUAUUGCACAGGCCUCGGCUAUUGCCGCAUCUGCUGUCUCCAGACGCAAUUGCAAACCCACCAAAUUUCAUCAUGCAAUCACAGCAUAG
Molecule: messenger RNA, 1368 nt
Organism: Plasmopara halstedii
Lineage: Eukaryota; Oomycota; Peronosporomycetes; Peronosporales; Peronosporaceae
Exons: 1
Coding region: 1-1368 (455 amino acids)
Source: RefSeq, a predicted model, not a curated record